This is a messenger RNA of Gadus chalcogrammus (walleye pollock), 1818 nucleotides long. It is a transcript of the gene pex5la, whose product is annotated as peroxisomal biogenesis factor 5-like a. Bases 31 to 1818 code for a protein of 595 amino acids. Lineage: Eukaryota; Metazoa; Chordata; Actinopteri; Gadiformes; Gadidae. The record is from RefSeq and is a predicted model, not a curated record. Gene Ontology annotation, biological process: protein import into peroxisome matrix, docking. The transcript is spliced from 14 exons. Gene Ontology annotation, molecular function: protein binding. Gene Ontology annotation, cellular component: cytosol; peroxisomal membrane.
GACUCUAGGGCUGCAGAUAAGACUGUGGCCAUGGUCCUGAAGGAGAUACCGAGUAAGGCGUCCUCUGAAGGGAAGCCCCUCCUCCCGGUGACUACGAAGCUGGUGAGCGAGCAACAGGAGAGCCGGCCACUACUCAGCCCCUCCAUCGACGACUUCCUGUGCGAGACCAAGUGUGAUGGCUCCCGCCCUCGCCCCGUCACGUCCAACACUGCUGUGCUGUCCUCAGCCCUGGACCUCCUGGACCUCAGCGAGCCGAGCGAGCAGAGGAACGGCCGGGACAAGAGGAGCCCCCUGGCGUCCCGCGGGGAGACCCCGAAAGGCGCCGCGCUCCGGAAGAGGACCGAGGAGACGGAGCUGAUCCAGGUGGAGGUGGAGCACGCCGCCCUGACCACUCGCACGCCAGAGAGGCGCUCGCUGGAUUCAGUCGACAUUUCGUCUACGCUGGAUAAAUGGGAGGAGCUGAAUCCCAACGGGAACAAGAAAUGGAAAUUGGAUCGGCGACGUUCGUCGAGGAACUCCUCGAAUGAAUUCCUGUGGUCGACCGACUGCAAAGCUCAAUCAGACCCAUCAAACAAGAACUCGGAGGCAAACACCAAAGCGGAGCCGGAAUGUGCUCUAGCAUCUCAACUCAACAGGCAGUAUAUUAGUGGAAGACAUGGUCGUCUGACGAAGGAACCCAAGUGGGGCAGUGCGCUCCUCUCCAGGAACCAGUCCCUCGAGGAGGAGUUUGAGCGCGCCAAGGCCGCCGUGGAGUCGGACACCGAGUUCUGGGACAAGAUGCAGGCGGAGUGGGAGGAGCUGGCCCGGAGGAACUGGCUCACGGAGAACGAGCAAGCUCAGAUGCCUUCCUCCGUCUCGCCGCACGAGAAGGGUUACUACUUCCACACGGACAACCCCUACAAAGAGCACCACAACGCCUUCGAGGAGGGCCUGAAGAAGUCCCAGGAGGGGGAUCUUCCCAACGCCGUCCUGAUGCUGGAGGCCGCCAUCCUGCAAGACCCUCACGACUCGGAGGCGUGGCAGGUCUUGGGGACCACCCAGGCUGAGAACGAGAACGAGCAGGCAGCUAUUGUCUCCCUCCAGAGGUGUCUGGAGCUCCACCCCAACAACAUGGCGGCGCUCAUGGGCCUGGCCGUCAGCCUGACCAACACGGGCAUGCGGCAGGAGGCGUGCGAGGCCCUUCUGCGCUGGCUGCGCCACAACCCCAAGUACAAGCACCUGGUCAAGGGCAAGAGCCAGCCCAACGGCUCCCCGGGGUCCCAGCGGCGGAUGUCCCGUGUCCCCGUCCACAGCAGCCUGCUCCCAGAGGCGCGGGAGCUGUUCCUGGAAGGGGUGAGGAACAACUGCGACAGCGUGGACCCCGACCUGCAGACGGGCCUGGGGGUGCUCUACAACCUCAGCGGGGAGUUCAACAAGGCCGUGGAGGCCUUCAACGCCGCCCUCUCAGUGCGGCCACAGGACUACCUGCUGUGGAACCGCCUGGGGGCCACGCUGGCUAACGGGGACCGCAGCCAGGAGGCAGUGGAGGCCUACACCAAGGCCCUGGAGCUCCAGCCAGGCUUCAUCCGCUCCCGCUACAACCUGGGCAUCAGCUGCAUCAACCUGGGGGCACACAGGGAGGCGGCCGGUAACUUCCUGACGGCCUUGAGUCUGCAGAGGAAGAGCAGGAGCCACCAGCUGUCCCACCAGGUGAUGUCGGGGAACAUCUGGGCCGCGCUGAGGAUCGCCCUGUCCAUGAUGGACCAGCCGGAGCUCUUCCAAGCGGCCAACCUCGGAGACCUGGAUCUCCUCAUGAAGGCCUUCAACCUGGACAUUUGA